CGUAUUUUUUGAUUCCUGUUUUCUGAUUUAAACUUUUCUGUUGUUAUUUGUCGAUUUAUUUUAAACGAUGUUUUUACUAUCAUGCACUUCUAUAUUUACGUGAACUUGUUUAUGUUCAGUUAUUUAUUAUCAAAGAAUUAUCUAUCACUUGUCUUACCUAUUUUAUAACUGGGUUUAUAGGCUGGGUUGUGGAAUUACGAUCACGUUGGUAUCCGCGCAUUUAGUAUUCGUUUUGCGAUUGCCAACCACUGACGAAAUCGAAAAUAAGUGUUCACACACACUACCAAACCGGGAUGUGUAUUCAACGAAAAAGAAGGCGUGGGAUUGGAUCUGUGCCAUUUACGCAAGAGUGAACGAGCUGCAACAGCAUGCGCGCUCUUUCUAUUUCCUGUUCCUACAACAAAACAACAUUCAACUUUACCAACCAACCAGAUUUUACCAUCGCUAACGCCUUAGUUUCAAAAUGGUCAGUUAGCUGUUGCAGCUCGUUCGUUUACGACUCAUCGAAUACGGAGAUUCUGCGAUUGAGGAGAUUACGGCAUUGUAAGGUCCAGUGUGAAGGUGUUUGCAAAAGCUAGGGCCAAUUUUUCAACGCUCUCAUUCCUUAAGAACAAUCGUUAGCGGAUCUAAAACUAAACAAAACAUACGAUUCGUGUUGUUUGCGUAACAUGAUCUUCAUAAAAUAAGUGGCUUGGUUGCAAUGAAACGGAAUUGCUAUUUCUUCAAUUUUGAAAACGUGCCCUAUACCGGCCAGUGUCCAGUGUACAUCAAAAUGUGUUUCACAUUCAGCAAAAUUCAGUAUUUAUUUGUGAAAAUAAUUAAGUGAUCGUGCUUGUGUGUGCGUGAAGAAACCUCUCGUGACAUAGAAAAAUAAAAUCGGGCUGUUACGUCCCUUGCAACAUGCUUCUUACAUCCGCAGUGCAUGUGGUGAAGUUUAAAUUAUUUGCGAUUAAAAGCUAGUACAUGAUUUAUGCAAGUACAAAGUGUCGUCAGUUCCGGAGACUUCCAAGAUAUCAGUGUUGCCGCGUUACUGCUCUGAUAUUUCGCUGCAUCCUUUUCGUGCUUAUCUAAAUGGUGCCUCGCUAUCGCCCGGUGACAUCAAUGCGCGGAACGCACAGGAAAUUCUCCAGCAGCCGGGUAUUCCGGUGAGCGAAGCUACCCCAAAUAUUUUCAAACGACGAGUGCUCGUAAUAGGAUCUUUGACGCUGCCACGUGUAUCGGUCGUUGGAAGACUGUUGCUUUCACAUCCCACUUUGUUCUACAACCACCACACAAGGUACCUUUCGGGAUGUGAUAAGGAAACCAGCACGAUACGAUUCCAGCCCAUUCCUGCGGUAUUCAUCAAGUACGACCGUCGUACGGUGUUGAGCCGUAAAUUUUAUGGUGGCAUCGCUGCAAACGCUCUAAACAUCACCGAUAUCGGUUACAGCCCUGAAACCGUGAGCUCUAUUCUUUACAAAAGUGAUACUGGUGUACUACAAUAGGAAAAUUGUGGCAAUUUGUACCAUUGAUUUGUGCGUGGUGACAAUGGCGUGAUAAUAGAUUUAGAGUAGUUUCGUGGAGAAGAAUAGAGUAAUGAUCGGGAUAUUUUUGUUUUUGUUGCAACAUUUCAACAACAGCUAGUUGAUCUUUCUGAUUUGGGGUUUAAUAACAUCAUGUCGAAUCACUUAACAAACGUAAUUGAUGAGCGCUCGACGAUUUGAUUUGCUUUUCAUGAAUAUCACUCAUCAUGGCUACAGCCAGCUUGAUAGGAUUAUAAUUUGUUCAAUUCGAAGAAAACAGCCAUUCUGCUGUUAAAAUAUAAUCUUCCACACCGGAGCUAGCAGUUCUCAUUGCGCUUUUGCACCCAGUUACUACUUGAAUCCGUUUCACCCCGACCUGGCAAUGCAAGAAGUUUGCAGUUCCAUCGAACACAUGGGAGCACAAAUAAAAUCAGAAUCUCCGGCGAUCGGUUCGCUUCAGGCUGGUGCUGCGGUAGUGGUUGGGAGUGAAACCGAUAUUAUCAAUCCCCAACAAGUUUCGCUCAACGCUACCCAACAGCAACAAACGAUCAUUGCUGGUGGACCGCAGCUGGUUGGUCGAAAACAAGUGAUCUGUGAUAAACCGCCGCGAGCUGCGACCCAAUUGCCUAUUGCAGCGUCUGUAGAGGGUCUCAGUACGCAAGCUUCUAACCAGCAGCAGCAACAGCAACCUCAUCCGGAUACAUCUUAUUGGAUGCAGAACGAAAGUGGCUUUAUCAACUCACAACCUUCAAUGGCUGAAUUUCUGACACAUAUCGACAGUGAGAGCCCGAAGCUCAUUUCUCAGGGCUACCCGAUGGGGCCCAGUGAUAGUAUGGAGUCCGUACCGGAAUAUCCCUGGAUGAAGGAGAAAAAAACGGCCCGCAAAGCUACAGCCCAAGCUGAGUUUGUUGCAGAAAAUGGUUUACCACGCCGAUUGCGUACGGCCUACACCAAUACGCAGCUCCUAGAGCUUGAGAAGGAGUUUCACUUCAACAAAUACCUUUGCCGGCCAAGAAGAAUCGAAAUAGCAGCUAGUCUCGAUCUAACAGAAAGACAGGUGAAAGUGUGGUUUCAAAAUCGGCGCAUGAAGCAUAAACGACAAACACUCUCUAAAACGGAUGAUGACGAAUCGGGAAAGGACGAUCUCAAAGAUUCCAAUUCCAAAAAAUCUUGCCAAGGAUGUGAGCUACCCUCAGAUGACAUACCAGACUCGACGUCCAGCUCUCGAGGGAUGAACAACAGUACGCCGAACGCCGGUAAGUCGCCCCUGCGCAAAGCGUACCACAAGUCAAUGAAGUUGAUGAGAAUCUUCCCUGAACAUUCGUCUGACACUCUGCCACUAGCCAUGACACCGAAUUCCACCGUCGAUAUAAGCACUCCGACUGGUGGUGGCGGAGGCUCUGGUGGCGUAACCAACGCGGUCAGUGCCGACUCCAGUGUUGCCUCCACGGGAAGCCUCGACGAGGAGGACGAAAUCCAUGCCAAAGUGAAGAAGAAAUCGGACGGGCAAGCGAUAAAGAAAGAGUCGGUCAGUUCUACAAAAAUUAUCAACAGCAACUCAUUCAAAAACUACGAUGCGACUGGCUAUCCCAAGGAUAGUGGCCCUGUUUUGGGACCGUCGUCUGCACCGAUUACCAUCCCUCACAGUCCAGUUUCUACUUCGGCCAUCUCACCCAGCAGCAACAGCAAUAGUAACAACAAUAACAGCAACAGCAACAACAACAACAAUCUUCAAUCGUACUACAAUCAUCCCAGUCCUUACGGAGUAGUGAAGCAUAAGCUACCACAUGGACCAAUUAUAAGUCACGAAAGUGAAGGAUCUCCGACCACCACAGGAUCCUCAGGUAGUGGAAUGUAUUUUAAUAGUAAGCCCCAAGAGUACUUUGGCAAAGCAGAUGCUGGCGUACAUUAUCAACCACCGUAUCAACAUUAUCAGAAAACCAUCAUACCCCCUGGGGCAGGUUACGGUGGUCCCCAGCAUACACUAAACGAAGGCUAUCCCAAUGCACAGAAAACGGAUUUUAAUGCCUCGUUGGGAUUGAAGAGUUUCGGUAAUAAGACUUUAGUACAAGAUUCUCCGCAAGCGAAGCUACAGCAAGCCCAGCAUCAGCUCGGCGAUUCAACGUUCCACCCGCAGUCCCAACCCUAUUACAACAGUUGUGACACAGGCCUUAACAACGUCGGACAGUAUGGUCCUAGCGGACAACAAUACUAUCCAAAUGAUUACGAUCCACAGCACGAGUUUGGUGGUGGAACCGGUUACUACGAGUCAACGAAACCGGGUGCUGUAGGACAGAGCCACUACUACGAUAGUAUGGGAACGUUUCAUCACGGUGCAUUAGCGGCUAACAACAAUAUGGACUACCAAGGCAAUGGCCCAUACACUGGUCUCGGUACCGCAGUACCAGCGGCAAUGGGAACUGAAUCUUGUGAAACGUUUGCCUUCCAUCAAGCAUCCCCCGUAGCUAGUGCAUAUUACGAACAACAACAUCUUCAUCAACAACAACAUCAACAGCAGCACCAUCCACAGCAACAUCACCAUCAGCAUCCUUUCCAACAGCAAAACAGCCAGCAACUGCAUUCGUUCCAUCAUCAACAACAAACGCUGCCGAACCCUGCAGCGGUUGGUGUCGGCAUAAACAGCAGUACUGUAGUCAGGACAACAACCCAGGUCGGAAACCAUCACGACAUUACCACAGGCGAACUCUGCUCGUUUAACGGUUGUCCACCAGUUGGUAGCGGCAGCAGCAGCGCAGGCCAAACCAAACCAGCCGCCAUGGUUAGUCUGGACAAUUCCAAUUCGUCCGACUUCAAUUUUCUUAGCAAUUUGGCGAACGAUUUCGCUCCAGAAUAUUAUCAGCUUAGCUAAUUCUACAUUUAGUUGCUUCCGUCAAUGUCUUGAUUUUAUGUAAGCGCAAACGAAGAGCAUUCUUGUACUUGAGGAAAUUACGCAAAGAAGAAAACGCUUUACGCUUCAUAAUUGCAUCCCAUUAAUCGAGAAUGCUAUUGAAAAUCGUAUGACUACGUGGAAACUAUUUAUGAAACUAAGGCGCACAUUAACUAAGGCGUAUUCUAUUCCACCCGAUUUUGUUUUCGUGCAUUUUGUUUCACAAAAAGCAAUCCUGUUGUUAUUAAAUUGUUACCUAUUGCCUUGCUGUACUUAACAGACGUUUUUGUUCGGUGUAUGUAUGUUUGUUUUCAUCCAACUAGAUUAGCGUCAGGAUUUUAAUCACUGUAAAUAAGGUGGGAACCAAGCGUCUGGGAAUCCAAACCCAGCUCAAGCGAACUUUUAUAUCACAUAACAAUCGUAGAUUAUUCCUGGUACAGGACGCACAAUACAAUGGCAGGCCCAGCAAAUCGCUGUGCAAUUAUGAUCGGUGUAUCAAAAAGGGAUGGUCAAGGCAUACAAAACAUAAUAAUCGUUAGAGUACAGGUAUGUUCACAAAUCGUCGUCGGUAUAUUAAUGAUACUUCUUUAUGUACAAAUUAUAACCAACAGUUAUAGCGAAAAAUUCAUGAUGAUCAUGCAUUUCAACAUGUAAAAUAAAGGAUCAAUGAUAAUUAAACUA
Molecule: messenger RNA, 5070 nt
Organism: Anopheles funestus (African malaria mosquito)
Lineage: Eukaryota; Metazoa; Arthropoda; Insecta; Diptera; Culicidae
Gene: pb
Product: homeotic protein proboscipedia
Exons: 5
Coding region: 1885-4371 (828 amino acids)
Biological process (GO): regulation of DNA-templated transcription
Molecular function (GO): DNA-binding transcription factor activity, RNA polymerase II-specific; DNA binding
Source: RefSeq, a predicted model, not a curated record